CGCCAAUAUGUGGAGAACCUUGUAAGGAACAUGCAGCUCAGCUUCAGCCAAUAUGAUUAAGAGAAUAGAAAAUUUAGCCAUACCAAUAGAUCUCAAAUCUAUUCUAAUCCAACCUUGGAUCUUACGUACCCCCUGUGGAAAUGGAAAAAAUCUCCUCAUAGGGGAGAGGAGGAUCCUACAACUUUCUGUUGUUAUAAAUAUGGGUCAUACUACGGAGGCAACCCGAGUCUAAGACGAUGAUCGUGUAAGCCUUCGCUAUCAAGGGAUCGACAAUGAGGUUGAAUAGGGUACUAGGCGGCAUCGCCGCCAGUUUACUAGUGAGUGGAGUACCGGCAGCCAAAAUACCGAGUCGACAGGAUAGUCCUUCUUCGGUGACCGCCAUUCCUACAGAGAUACCCGCUCCCGCUCCUACAGACUCGCCUACACUAGCUCCCUCGGUUCCCCCUGUAUCCUCAGAGAUGCCAAUCUCUCCUGUGCCUACCGAAGACCCUCAGCCCCCCGAGCCCACCAAAGAGCCAGAGCCACCGCAGACUACGGAAACACCAGCGCCGCCAGAGCCUAGCAAGACACCUCAACCACCAGAAACCAGCGAAGACCCUGAGCCCCCGGCCUCUUCAACUACGCCAACACCUCCGGCUCCGGUUGAAACAUGUAGCAGCCACCUACUUGUCGAUGACUUCUCUAAGUGGGAUGAGGGGAUUAACUCCCUAGAGGGGGCCACGAGCGAUGAUCAGACUAUGACAGCUCUCACUACCGAAGGCGGUCUACUUACGUUUACACCGGGGGCUAUAGAGACAAGCUAUAUAUACGAACAGUUUAAUUGCUUGGACUCGGUCUCGCUUGGAUACGAUUCCUUGUCGUUCAACAUCAAGGGGCCCGAGGCCGCCUCUGUCUCUAUCGAAUUGCAAACUGCAAGCGACUGCUCUGCUACGGAGUACCAAAGCUACUACUAUACAGUUGAUGGACUUAGUGGAUCUCUACAGACCAUUAACAUCCCACUUAAUAGCUGGCCUGACGCUAACCCGAAGGCCAUUGUGGGCAUCCUAUGGUACGGGUUCUCGGCCGGUUUGACGGGCUCUGACACCGAGUGGAAAUUGGACAAUGUGCAAUUCCUUUGCGCGGAUGUCGCUCCCCCGGAAGAUCCACCUACCCCCGAACCUACCGCGGAGCCUACUACUACGGAGCCUACUCCGGAACCCACGCCAGAGCCUACCGACCCUGCCGAACCUACUACCGAGCCUACCGGCCCGAUUACUGUCACUACCACGGUCUAUGUAACACCAACCACAACAACCACAGGACACUGGGGUCCCCCAACUACUACCACGAAAAGUCCGACUCCCACGGAGGAUCCACCCUGGUGGGAUGACCCCUGGGGCGACGACCCUUGGGAUAGAUGGCCAGUUAAUAGUGGUAAUGCUAGAUCGAUUCAAGUCACUGCCACUACCAUCACCAACACGCCGGCGACGAAAAUUCCCGUAGCAGACCGUCGAAUCCAGGCUCGACAAGAUGGAUCAGACUGCAGCCCCCUACUCAUUGACGACUUCAUCUCUCAGUCCCGCUUAACAUUUCUGUAUUACAACGCCUUGCUCAAGUCGUCCAGCGACGAUGGUACCAUGAAGUCUAUCGUAGUCAAGAACAACAGGGCAACAUUGACUCCUACAAACACAGACUCGUACUUCUACUCCCAAUUAGGCUGCAUCGACGCCAAAGCAUACGGAGGCAUUUCUCUCCGCAUCUCCGCACCAGCUGACUCAACAUUCGACAUCCAGCUGUCAUCGACUAAGGGGCAGUGCGGCACCGAGCAGACGACAGAUGUCCUUCUAACAACAAAACAACUUGGCUGGACAUUCAACGGAAAGGAACAGCUCUAUUCCAUCCCGUUCAAGAAGUUCGAAGGUGUAGAUUGGUCCAAGUUCGAGACGGUAUACAUCGCCAACCUGAAGAAACCUAUCACGCUCGGGCCGAUGGGCAUGUACUGUGGGGAGACUGUUGUCGAGUACACUCCGCCCGCGGUGGUCGAGCCAUCUGGUCCGACUGAAACUGUGGCGGCGCCACCGAGCGAGGCUACCAACCUAGUAAUCGACCAAUUCGCCAACAGCGAGACAAAUGCCCUGAAGCAAUGGCACGGAGCUGACGAGGGCAUGACGGUGACGUUCAAGAAGAACAAGAUGACGAUCCAGACCAACGAUUCCGACCUGAUGUGGGUUACGCAGGUCGCGGAGACCUGCAAGGACCUGUCCGAGUUUGACGGGUCGUACCUCCACGUCGCCUACACGGGCAGCAACCUGUUCACCAUCUCCAUGCAGCAGCACAACGCCGAGUGCAAUAACGACAUAUACCCGUACCCGGAGACCUGGGACUCGCUCGAGGCCUCUCGAUACGCCACCGAGUCCGACAUCUACAUCCCGCUGGGCCACUUCAACGUGAACCGGUCGCGGACGAUCGGGUUCGCGUUCAAGGGCUUCUACACGACCGAGGCGACGGUGUUCUCCAAGAUCGAGAUCGUCAGCAAGAUCCCCAACGACGUCGAGAUCCCCGAGAAGCUGCCCUCGGGCACCUUUGUCUUCUCGUGCAAGCGGCCCAACUCCUUCGCCUUCGCCAUCGACGACGGCGACCCCGUCUUCGCCGAGCAGGUGAUGAAGACGAUCGACGACGCGGGCAUCACGGUGACUUUCUUCACCGUCGGCGCGCCGCUGCGCGACCCCACCACCAACCUCAGCGCCAUCUACAACGCCAUGGCCGCCAAGGGCCACCAGAUCGCGCUGCACAGUUACACGCACCCGCCGCUCGAGGGGCUCCCCGACGAGGCGUCGAUCGACUGGGAGUACAGCAACGACCUCGCCGCCGUAGCGGAGACGUUCAACGGUCUGCAGCCAAAGUACUUCCGCCCGCCGUUCGGGACCGAGGGGGCGCGGAUGCGGCAGCGGCUGGCGGCGCUGGUCGAGGAGCCGUACAUCGUGCAGUGGAGCGUGGACGUGGAGGACUGGCUGUGGGCGGAGUCGGAGACGCCGGAGAAGCAGCUGGAGGCGUUCAAGCGCGACGUCGCGGCCGGCGGCGACAUCGUCGUCAUGCACUACCUCUACAACAGCACCGUCAGCUACCUCGAGGAGUUCAUCCAGAUCGCCAAGGACACGGGCAAGCAGUUGAUGAGGGUGGACCAGUGCAUGAUGGAUCCGAAUGCGCCGCCGUUGCCGGGCGAGGAAGCGUGAGAACGGGGGUGUGGAGGAAUGCAUAGGUAGGUACAAGCAACAAGCAUUGGGUAGCCUGCCUACCUAGGUACCUACCUAAGGUACAUAGGUGAUUAGUAUUACUGUUCUCUAGUAAAAAGUGUCCAUAUUUUAUGUAAAUGCGUUUAUGUUAUGUAUAUCCAAUGGCUUUGCUACCAUUGGAGGGUCUGCAUAUACUGAUUUUACG
This is a messenger RNA of Hypoxylon fragiforme, 3417 nucleotides long. RefSeq lists its product as uncharacterized. The transcript has 2 exons. NCBI's taxonomy places the organism in Eukaryota, Fungi, Ascomycota, Sordariomycetes, Xylariales, Hypoxylaceae. Gene Ontology annotation, molecular function: hydrolase activity, acting on carbon-nitrogen (but not peptide) bonds. Gene Ontology annotation, biological process: carbohydrate metabolic process. The record is from RefSeq and is a predicted model, not a curated record. Bases 273 to 3212 code for a protein of 979 amino acids.